This is a messenger RNA of Carassius gibelio (silver crucian carp), 765 nucleotides long. RefSeq names its product post-GPI attachment to proteins GalNAc transferase 4 (gene pgap4). The record is from RefSeq and is a predicted model, not a curated record. Gene Ontology annotation, cellular component: Golgi membrane. Gene Ontology annotation, biological process: GPI anchor biosynthetic process. NCBI's taxonomy places the organism in Eukaryota, Metazoa, Chordata, Actinopteri, Cypriniformes, Cyprinidae. Gene Ontology annotation, molecular function: glycosyltransferase activity.
AUGUAUGCACACCUGAGUGUCCUCGCUGCACAGCUAGAACGAAUAACUUGUACAAGCAAACACUUUGUUUGGUCAAGCCUAGUAUCUCAAGGGCUGCUUUUGUGUGUUUUAACCUUUGGAGUGAUACUGCCUGUAUGCUGUCAUCGUCUACUUUACUCAUAUUAUUUUUUAAAUAAUUGUUAUCUUGAUUCACUAAGUAAUGUAGCACCACAAGAAAGCUACGACAGAUACCAGGAGGCCCUGCGUUUCUGGAAAGCAGCAGCCUUUACGAAAAGCCUGAAGGACCCGUUGGAAACAACUGUCAAGAAACCAGAUCUCCUGGUCACUGAAGUGACAGCCAGGAGAGCAGAGGGGAGGGACUAUCACUACCUGCUACAGGUGGCACGGCAGCUCAAAUCACUCCUCAAAGCGUGUGGCGAUAAACUGUGUGCUGAGGUGAUGUUCUGUGACAUGAAACAGCUUUUGGUUGUUAGACGUUCUCUUGAUGAAAGGUGGCAGAGCUGAGACGUGGCCAACAUCUUUGAGAAGGUAAGAGAUUAAGUUUUCUGCCUGCGCUAAGGAUGGGACCUGACGAGGCCGAAAAAUGUUGUUGUCCUGGAGGAUGAUGCAAUUCUGUUGACGGUUUUUUUCUGUCUGUUAAAAACUUACAGAAUAGAUGGGUCUCGGCCUGUUCAGGGCUAUGAAACUCCUCCUUUUGUCAUCUCACUGUACACCUCUUUCUUUUACCUUCUCACCUUCUCAUUUUCUCUUUCUGGCUCUCUAUGA